This is a messenger RNA of Jatropha curcas, 1303 nucleotides long. Its product is annotated as isoflavone 3'-O-methyltransferase 4. Gene Ontology annotation, molecular function: protein dimerization activity; O-methyltransferase activity. Lineage: Eukaryota; Viridiplantae; Streptophyta; Magnoliopsida; Malpighiales; Euphorbiaceae. The record is from RefSeq and is a predicted model, not a curated record.
UUUUAAAUGGAAAAGUAAAUAAAUAAAAGAGAUAUCUCUUGAUUUUUUUCCUGAUUUAUCUUGGUUAAAAAUUAAAGAACAUGUCUUCUCCUGCAGAAAUGGCUUACCAAAAACCUAGUGCAAAUGAUGAUGAUUUAGAUGAGGAAGAAAGCUUUUCAUAUGCUGUACAAAUUUCCAUGGGGAUAGUUCUGCCUAUGGUCAUGCAAACAGCAAUAGAGCUUGGCAUUUUUGACAUUAUAGCCAAAGCUGGUCCUGAUGCUAAACUCUCAGCUUCUGAUAUUGCAGCCCAAUUGUCUGCCUCGAACCCCAGUGCACCUUCCAUGCUCGAUAGAAUCCUCAGGCUUUUGGCUAGCAAUUCUGUUCUUGGCUGCUCUUUGGCCUCAAAUACCCAACAAAGACUCUACCAUUUGAUUUCUGCUUCUAAGUACUUUGUCAAGAAUAAAGAUGGAGUCUCACUAGGACCUUUCAUGAUCUUAAAUCAGGACAAAGUCUAUAUGGAGAGCUGGCCUUCAGUGAAGGAUGCAAUUCUUGAAGGAGGAAUUCCAUUCAACAAGGUCCAUGGAAUGCAUGCUUUUGAUUAUCCUGCGACUGAUCCCAGGUUCAAUAAGGUUUUCAACACAGGAAUGAUUAAUCACACGACGAUUGUCAUAAACAAAAUGUUGGAAUCCUAUAAGGGUUUUGAUAAUCUGAAUCAGUUGGUUGAUGUUGGUGGUGGGCUUGGAGUUACCCUUCAUAUGAUCACUUCAAAAUACACUCAGAUUAAGGGUAUCAAUUUUGAUUUGCCUCGUGUCAUCCAGCACGCUUUGCCUUAUCCUGGUGUGGAUCACGUUGAAGGCGACAUGUUUGAAAGCGUUCCAGAAGGAGAUGCCAUUUUUAUGAAGUGGAUACUUCAUGACUGGAGUGAUGAGCACUGCUUGAUGCUGUUGAAGAAUUGCUAUAAAGCAAUUCCAGAAGAUGGAAAGGUUAUAGUUUUGGAUGCAGUUCUUCCAACAAUGGCAGAGAAAAGUGCAGCUGCAACAAGAGACACUUAUCUAAUGGAUGUGUUUAUGAUGACUCAAAACCCUGGAGGGAAAGAAAGGACUCGUCAGGAAUUCUUGGCCCUGGCUAUUGAUUCUGGAUUUAGUGGCAUCAGGUUUCAAUCUUGUGUUUGUAACUUUUGGGUUAUGGAAUUUUUCAAAUAAAUGUAUAAUUAAGUCCAUAAUUACUAAUUAAAGUCGUUGAAAUAAUGUGCUCCAUGACUUCAUCUUGUGCUGGGACAGCAACAUAAUUAAUUAUUAAUUUGCAACUUGUGCUUUUAAUGGAA